AUGGCUUUACUACAAGGUGUUGCUGAUGCCCACUAUCGCUUUAUACUAGUAGAUGUUGGGAAAGAAGGUCGUUGUAGUGACGGUGGAGUAUUUGCGAAUAGUCCUAUAAAGAAUGGGCUAGAAACUAACACUUUGGACAUACCUCCAACUGCAGAAGUUGGUGGAAGGAGACUACCAUAUUCUCUAAUUGCUGAUGAAGCGUACCCUCUUUCCAAAUAUUUGAUGCGCCCUUAUCCGAGAAGUUCAAAUCUUGAUUUAAAAAAGAAAGUUUUUAACUAUCGUUUGAGCCGAGCAAGAAGAGUGGUUGAGAGUGCUUUCGGAAUUUUGGCAGCGCGAUGGCGAAUUUUUAGACGGCCAAUAAAUACUGACGUUUCAAGAGCCGAAAAAUUAGUAUUGGCCACAAUUUGCCUACACAAUUUCAUUAUUACAAGGGAACUUAAAAAACCACCUCAACAGAGACGUUAUUUACAGUAUAAUGAAUACGACGAACAACUUGCAUUGUAUAUUAGACCAAAUAUAAUAAAUAGCACUAAUGAAGAAAUGAUUUCAGGAAGAAAUUUAGGUGGUAUUUAUCGAGAUAGAUUUGCUGAAUAUUGUUUUAACGAAGGUGCUGUAGAAUGGCAGUGGGAUAAAGCUGCAAAUAAUGACUUUUAA
Molecule: messenger RNA, 654 nt
Organism: Vollenhovia emeryi
Lineage: Eukaryota; Metazoa; Arthropoda; Insecta; Hymenoptera; Formicidae
Exons: 2
Coding region: 1-654 (217 amino acids)
Source: RefSeq, a predicted model, not a curated record